Messenger RNA from Didymodactylos carnosus, 2298 nucleotides. Lineage: Eukaryota; Metazoa; Rotifera; Eurotatoria; Philodinida; Philodinidae. The record is from the annotation of a GenBank genome assembly.
AUGUCUCCCGUCUACCACCAACUAUGUUUAAGUGAAUUUGUUCAACCAAACUGGGUCAAUAGUGGAGGAAUAAACUGGAUAAGAAGUGGAGACGACAUCUCAGCCCAGGCUGAUUUUCGAUGGUGGGCAAGUGCAGUGUUCAAAAUGCUAUCAAUGUUUUGCGAAUUUUCUCAGCAAGCCAUCGGAAUUGGACUCGCUGACUUCUAUUCAACCACUUAUCUUACACCUAAACUACAGUCAAUACCAAUAUUUGAAUCUGAAACGAAUGAAAACAUAAAUCUUUUUAUAGCAAUGACAAGAAAUACAUUUCAACGAUCAAUGAACAUCAUACGUAAUCUUACUCAAAGUGAUGCUAUUCAAUCCGGUUUGUUGACAAACUAUUAUUUGUUAAUCGAUUCUUUUACUGAUAACGGAAUAACCAAGAUUUCAAUAGAUAGUUACAAUCAGCAUUACGGCACAUGUUCUUGCCGCAAACUGCCCACUUGCACCUCGCCAGCAACUAUCUAUAAUAUUUCAGGGACACAAAUGGCUAAUGUCAUUUUUCAACCACGCGGCCUAUUAGUGGGUUGUUAUGUUCUUGAAGCCUUACUACAGUCCAAUUUAGCCUGUAUGUAUGACCAGUUAUGUGUAAACACUUUACAAUCAUAUAUAAGUACAAUUAAUACUAGGGCACUAAAUACGUCAGCAUUUAGUCGGUAUCAUCCAAAUUCGACUCUAAACGAGAUCCUUGCUCUCCUGAUGGUAGAAGAUUGGAACUCAAAUGUCUCUUUCCCAUCUUAUUAUAAACAGUGUGCUCCUCAAGAAUGUACAUACACAUAUUCCGCGCAAAAUAAUGUCGUUUAUAUUGUAACAACUAUCAUUGGAUUACUCGGUGGUCUGACAAAAGUGUUGCAGGUUAUUAUUCCAUCAAUAGUGAAAUUUGUGAGGGAAAAAAAGCGACCUAUAGAAGAAGUUGCAGAUAAUAACUUCGGGAAAGUUUACCAGAAGGUCAAGCAAUAUGUGAAAACGUUUAAUAUAAUAAAAUCAUAUCCACCUCCAACCGACCCUCACGGCAUACGAAAUCAGUUAAUAUCAACUCGUCUGUUUGUGGUUUGUCUAUUAGCAUUAUUAUUUGUACUCACCGUUUACACGGCGUUGAUUGAUGUUACAGUAACGCAAACGGUUGCUUUACCAUCAUUGGAGCAAUAUGAGAAACUGUACGAAAACUAUCCCUUAGCACUCUCAUGUCAAUGUAAGACAAUAUCAGUUGACUAUAGCGAAAUUAUGAGCUUCGAUCCAACAUUUCAUCAGUAUUGCACCAGCGAUUUCGUGUCAGAAAACUGGAUAAAUUAUUCGAAUAGUCAUGGUCACGUGUUAUUUAACACCUACGAUUACCGAUGGACGGGUCCAGUGUUCUUUCAGUUCUUGAGAGGUCUAUGUCAACUAUCACAUGUGAUGAUUAACGAUGAUCUUGCUGUUUUUAAUUCAAGUCAAUACAUUACAGCUACUGUUCAACUAAAGCAUUUAUUUAACGAUCAAACACAGUCACUUAUUGAUAAUUUCAUUUUAACUACCACACAGACCUUUUUACAAUCUAUGAAUAUAGUUAAAUAUAUAAAUGAUGCUAAUUUGCUCGUUUCUGGCCUCGGCACAAAUUUUUAUUUAGGUUUCUCGCCAAGAGGAAAAGUAUUCUGGAAUUCAACCCAGUUUUAUUCGGACUUUCCUGGUAACAACUGUUCCUGUUUUUAUUCAAAUGACUGUUUAAUGCCGUCGGCUGUCUACAACGGUUCGGUUUAUAAUUUAACUGAAGUUUUUGUUAUGCCUGGUAUUGAACUUGGAUGUCUAAUCAGCUCUUCGACGAUUCAAUCAAAUUUGGAAUGUUUUUAUAAUCAGUCAUGUAUUGAUAUAUCAAAAACAUUUAUGCAAUCUAUCUAUUCUUUGAAUGUUACAGCAAUGAAUUCGUCCGCAUCUAGUCGGUAUCAUCCAAAUUCGACUCUAAACGAGAUCCUUGCUCUCCUGAUGGUAGAAGAUUGGAACUCAAAUGCCUCUUUCCCAUCUUACUAUAAACAGUGUGCUCCUCAAGAAUGUACAUACACAUAUUCCGCGCAAAAUAGUGUCGUUUAUAUUGCAACAACUAUCAUUGGAUUACUCGGUGGUCUGACAAAAGUGUUGCAGGUUAUUAUUCCAUCAAUAGUGAAAUUUGUGAGGGAAAAAAAGCGACCUAUAGAAGAAGUUGCAGCGUAUCAAAUUGAAAACUUUAUUGGCGGCGACGGCGAAAAACUAAAAAAACGUUUUCCGCCUUUGUCGGCGACGGCGUGA